CAUGCCAACGAUCUUUUAUGGAACAUGGCGACAAGAACACCGUUGUGUGAUCAUCGUCAAAAGUUAGUACUCACAGACGGUGGGGUGCGUUGCUCGGCCGAUGAGUGGCUAAAAGCUCACUGUGUCAAUCAGCUGGAGGUUCUUCAGAGCCUUCAAGAAGAAUAUGCCACUCUUUGGGAACAAUAUGAACAACUGCAUGACAAAUCCAGGGAAAUCAUUGCUACUUUGCAGGAAGAGCGAGAUCAAAAGAUUGCCGAAUGUGAGAAUCUCUCAUUGCAAAUCCUAAAAGUGCGACAUAGAGGUAUUGAGGAUGUUGACAAAAAUAAUACUGAGCCAUAUCUGAGUGAAUUGGAGACCGUGCGAGGGGAGUACAACAAAUUAGUUUGCAGUUAUUCUCGUCUGAAGUUGGAGUAUGAGGCAGUUUUGGCUGGUCACCAAUGUCAAUUAGAAGACAUGAAGAAAGAGCAAGACCUUGAGGUGUCAUCAUUGUUGGAGAAAUUUAAGUUGACUCAACAUCAAAAUGACACUGUUUACAAUGUUCACCACAUCAGAAGACUGCAGAAACUUAACUCUGAGUUCGAACAGAAGGUUGAAGUUGUUACCCAUGAGCUGGAGAAGACACAGUCUGAGCACAUGGCUAAAAUGUUUGAGAAAGAACAGGUCAUUCUUGAACAAUCAGAGUGUCUUCGAAAUGCCCAAUCCCAGAUAAGAGCUCUAGAGGUAAAGUGCUCUACCUUGUCACGAAGUUUAGAAUCCGCCCAAGAUGAAUUAACACAGUGUUUAGAAAAGCAGACAACUCUUCAAGCAGCAGUUGAACAGGCUCGUAGAGAGAACAUCCGCAUUGUAGAGGGAAUUGAGGAGGAAAAAGCAAAGCAAAAGGUCCAUAUUAGCAGUGUGGAGCUAAAAUUGUCUGAGGAGUAUCAAAAGUUGAAAGAAAGUUACGAUGCCAUGUUGAAUGAGAAGAAGGAGUAUGACACACAACUGGAGCUGUUGAACGAAACGAUAAAGGAAUACGAAACUUUGAAUGCAAACAAGGAGGUCGAAUUAGAUACUCAACUACAGGCUCUGAGACAGAGUGAGUGGCAGAAAAGAGUUGUUCUGGAGAGGGAGAACACUGUACUACAGGAGAAACUGGCUGCCCAUGAGAGAGAAAUGAGGGCACUGGAAGAAAAGAGCAAAUCUCAGCAAACAACACUUCAAGAUCAUGUACAAGAACUCUCAACGAAAUGUAUGGCGCUAGAGGCUGAGGCUGCAUCAUUAAAAGCAGAACAGCAACAUCAGAAUGAAAAACAGACAGAAAUGGAAUUGCAGAUACUGAUGGAAAAGAAUUAUAAGAAGAAACACCAAUGUCUCCAGUCUCAAUACAAACGGUUGCUUGAAACAAAACAGCAACUGGAGAAUGAUUGUGCUAAGUUACAAUCUACUGUGUGUGCCUUGGAGCUAACCGUGUCGGACGCUAACAAGGAGGUAGCUCAUCUUGCAGAAAUUCAUCAGCAGACACUUGAUAUUGAAAGGCAAAAUCUGCAAGAUGAGAAUGCAGAGUUGCUCCGUCGUCUAAAUGAGGAAGAAUUGCAGGUGAAGCAACUUUUAAAUGCCUUAGAAGAUGAGAAGAAACACUCCAAGAAGGUAUGCAGACAUUACAAAAAGAAGAUGAUGCACCUCAAUGAAUCCAUGGAACUAGCAAGAGCCAAGCAGGUGAAAGUGGAAGAAGAAAAAGAAUCGAUUAGGAAAUCUCUGACUCUUGACACAGCAAAGUUGAAGAAUCAGAUCUAUAAGUUAAAACGAAGAGAGAGUGAAUUUAAUAUUCUGUUGCAAGGCGGCUACCGCUGCUCCGGUGGAGAUGUUCCAGGAUAUUCUAUGUCCAAGCAGGGGAAUGGAGUUCUGUCAUUUGCUGAUGAAGAUAGUCCACCUGUCAUUGCACAGCCACCUUCUAGCUAGCGUUAUUAGUCUUUGGAAAAUUUAGGGGAGGCAAUCACAAACAACUUUGUAACAACCUUUAUAAUAAUGAUUUUACAAACAAAAAGAAGUCUGCGAGCUGUGCAUGAUUUUCCUUUACACGAUCGCCUGUAUAUGCAUCCAGCUCUGUCUUCAUUCAUGUAUAUAGCUGCAUACUAAUUGUAAUAGGCUCUGAGAAAACAACCCUUAUUGCACAAGU
Messenger RNA from Geodia barretti, 2155 nucleotides. The record is from the annotation of a GenBank genome assembly. Lineage: Eukaryota; Metazoa; Porifera; Demospongiae; Tetractinellida; Geodiidae.